Molecule: messenger RNA, 10054 nt
Organism: Rhododendron vialii
Lineage: Eukaryota; Viridiplantae; Streptophyta; Magnoliopsida; Ericales; Ericaceae
Exons: 29
Coding region: 242-9586 (3114 amino acids)
Biological process (GO): transmembrane transport
Cellular component (GO): vacuolar membrane; plant-type vacuole
Molecular function (GO): ATP binding; ABC-type transporter activity; ATP hydrolysis activity
Source: RefSeq, a predicted model, not a curated record
GUAUUUGCAUUAAUCAUGUUUCCCACUUCCGUCGACCAGCUUCUCUUCUCUUCUCGUCUCGUUCUGAAAACACGGCCUACCUACAACUCUCCUCAACAUUUUGAAACUCUGUCGACCAAACCCACUUCGAUGUCCGGAUACUCGAAUGCGCUUCGAUAAACCGUUUUGGGUUUCGCGGAGAUUACUGAUUUCGUGCUUCUUUCUGUGAAUACUUUGCUGGGCAAGAGGGUUAACAGAAGAAAUGGAGGGCCUAUGGGCUAUGUUUUGUGGGGAAUCUGAUUGUUCAGCUGGUAUGGAAAGACCUUGCAGCACUGACUUCAAGCUUGUAACACAACCUUCGUCCUGUAUGAACCACGUGAUGAUUAUUGGUUUUGAUAUGCUGAUCAUGGUCAUGUUCUUAUUCAAUAUCAUUCGGAAGAAAUCAUCAAAAUCUGGAUACAUGCAAGCCCAAUUUCGCGGUCAUACGCGCCUGCAGAUUAUAUCUGCCAUUUUCAAUGGUGUUUUGGGAGUGAUAUACUUGUGCUUGGCUAUUUGGGUGGUAGUGGAGAUGUUAAGGCUGACCAAUACAGCUUUACCUUUGCAUUGGUUGUUACUACUUUUAGUUCAGGGGUUAACAUGGUUGUCAGUGGGCUUAACCGUAAGCCUAAGGGGAAAUCAUUUUCCAAAAGCUUCAUCGCAGCUUUUAUCAAUUAUUGCCUUCCUAUUUGCUGGAAUUUCUUGUGGUUUAUCUCUUUCUUCUGCUAUAAGUAUCCAACAAGCGUCCAUUAAGGUAGCUUUGGAUGUAUUGUCAUUUCUUGGAGCAAGCUUAUUGUUGCUAUGCACUUACAAGGGCUCCAAAUAUGAAGAAAUUGACGAUAUUUUGUAUGCCCCAUUGAAUGGUGAGGUCAAUGGCAACAGUAAAUUUGAGUCUGUUGUCACCGUUACUCCUUUCUCAAAAGCUAACUUUUUCAGUAAGAUGUCCUUUUGGUGGUUGAAUCCAUUGAUGACAAGGGGCAAGGAGAAAACUCUUGAGGAUGAAGACAUACCCAAAUUGCGCGAGGAAGAUCGAGCCGAAGCUUGUUACUUGCUAUUCACAGAACAAUUCAAUAAGCAAAAACGACAGAAUCCCUCAUCCCAACCGUCUGUGUUGAAGACACUAAUUUUAUGCCAUUGGAAUGAGAUUUUGAUGUCUGGAUUUUUUGCGCUGCUGACGAUAGUUACUGUAUCUGCUGGUCCCCUGCUUCUUAAUGCGUUUAUUGAGGUAGCUGAAGGAAAAGAAAGUUUUAAAUAUGAGGGUUAUGUCUUAGCCAUCUCCCUUUUCUUUUCAAAGAGCUUAGAGUCCUUAGCACAGAGACAGUGGUACUUCCGUAGUAGACUUGUGGGUCUGAAAGUGAGGUCUUUGUUAACAGCAGCCAUUUAUAAGAAGCAAUUAAAACUAUCAAAUGCUGCUAAGAUGGUGCACUCAGUUGGUGAGAUAACAAACUAUGUUACUGUGGAUGCUUAUCGGAUAGGAGAGUUCCCUUUUUGGUUUCAUCAAACUUGGACAACUAGCCUCCAGCUGUGUUUUGCCUUAAUAAUCCUAUACCGAGCAGUAGGGCUGGCUACAGUUGCCUCCAUGGUUGUGAUAAUUCUCACAGUGCUUUGCAACGCUCCUCUUGCUAAAUUACAGCAUAAAUUCCAGUCUAAGCUCAUGGUGGCUCAAGAUGAGCGGCUAAAGGCUAGUCAAGAGGCUCUUGUGAACAUGAAGGUGUUGAAACUAUAUGCGUGGGAAAAUCAUUUCAAGAACGUCAUUAAAAACUUGAGGAAUGUGGAAUAUAAGUGGUUAUUAGCAGUUCAGUUGCGUAGAUCAUACAAUGGCUUUCUCUUUUGGACAUCUCCCGUAUUGGUCUCAACUGCCACUUUUGCAGCAUGCUACUUUCUCGGAGUUCCUUUGUAUGCUAGUAAUGUUUUCACCUUUGUGGCAACUUUACGUCUUGUUCAGGACCCCGUGCGAUGUAUUCCGGAUGUGAUUGGGGUGACCAUUCAAGCAAAAGUUGCAUUCUCCAGGAUUGUGAAGUUUCUUGAGGCACCUGAGCUAGAGAAUGCAAAUGUCCGCCAAAAGAGCAACAGAGAAACAAAAAGCCAUGCCAUUUCCAUCCAAUCUGCUAAUUUUUCUUGGGAAGUGAAUCCAGCGAAGCCCACUCUUAGAAAUAUUCAUUUAGAUGUUAGACCUGGCGAAAAGUUGGCUAUAUGCGGAGAGGUUGGGUCAGGCAAAUCAACUCUUCUGGCAGCAAUCCUUGGAGAGGUUCCAAAUACCCAGGGAACUAUUCGAGUGUAUGGAACUAUUGCCUAUGUUUCUCAAUCAGCAUGGAUCCAGACUGGAAGUAUACGAGAUAAUAUUUUAUUUGGGUCCGCCUUGGAUAGUGAGAGAUACCAAGAAACAUUAGAGAAGUGUUCCUUGGUGAAGGAUCUUGAGUUGCUACCACAUGGAGAUCUCACAGAAAUAGGGGAAAGAGGAGUUAAUCUCAGCGGUGGUCAGAAGCAGCGGAUCCAACUUGCUCGUGCACUGUAUCAGGAUGCUGAUAUAUAUCUCUUGGAUGAUCCAUUCAGUGCCGUGGAUGCACACACUGCAACCAGCCUAUUCAAUGAAUAUGUAAUGGGAGCGCUUUCAACGAAGACGGUCUUACUUGUGACUCACCAAGUGGAUUUCCUUCCUGCAUUCCAUUCUGUUUUGUUGUUGUUGGAUGGAGAAAUUCUACAUGCUGCAUCUUAUCAUCAGCUACUUGCUUCAAGUCAAGAAUUUCAGGACCUAGUCAAUGCACACAAAGAGACAGCUGGGGCUGAAAAGCUUGCAGAGAUAGCUCCUUCCCAGAAGCGGGAAACCCCAGUUAAAGAGAUAAGGAAGACCCUUAUAGAAAAGAAUCCUAAAGCAUCUGGAGGUGAUCAGUUGAUUAAACUGGAAGAGAGAGAAGUAGGAGACACUGGUAUCAAGCCUUACAUACAGUACUUGAAUCAGAACAAAGGCUACGUUUAUUUCUCCGUGGCUUGGCUCUGUCACCUUACAUUCGUUAUUGGUCAGAUACUACAGAACUCUUGGAUGGCUGCCAAUGUUGAUAAUCCUCAUGUUAGCACAUUGAGAUUGAUAAUUGUUUACUUAGUGAUUGGAUUUUCGUCAACAAUAUUUUUGCUUGUUCGAUCUCUGUCCACAGUUUCUUUGGGUAUGCAAUCCUCAAAAUCUUUGUUUUCACAGCUCCUAAACUCCCUUUUCCGUGCGCCCAUGUCAUUUUAUGACUCUACCCCUUUGGGAAGGAUACUGAGUCGGGUGUCAGCCGAUUUGAGUAUUGUGGAUAUUGAUAUUCCAUUUAGCUUCAUCUUCUGUGUUGGAGCUACCACAAAUUCUUAUGCUAAUCUUACAGUGUUAGCUGUAGUUACCUGGCAAGUCCUCUUUGUCUCCAUUCCAAUGUUGUUUUUGGCAAUUCGCUUACAGAGAUACUACUUUGCCUCUGCAAAAGAAUUGAUGCGGAUAAAUGGCACAACCAAGUCUUUCGUAGCAAAUCAUCUUGCUGAAUCAAUAGCAGGAUGCAUGACGAUUAGAGCAUUUGAGGAGGAGGGUCGAUUCUUUGCAAAGAAUCUUGACCUAAUUGAUAUAAAUGCUAGUCCCUUUUUCCACACUUUUGCAGCAAAUGAGUGGUUGAUCCAGCGGCUUGGAAUACUGAGUGCAAGUGUUCUCUCCUCAUCAGCACUCUGCAUGGUUUUGCUUCCUCCUGGAACUUUCAGCUCCGGAUUUAUUGGAAUGGCUUUGUCCUACGGUCUCUCAUUGAACAUGUCCCUUGUCUUCUCCAUUCAAAACCAGUGCACACUUGCAAAUCAAAUUAUUUCAGUAGAAAGGCUCAACCAGUACAUGCACAUACCAAGUGAAGCUCCUGAAGUAAUAGAAGAGAACCGACCUCCAUUCAAUUGGCCUUCUGAGGGCAAGGUGGAGAUUCAAGACUUGCAGAUCAGAUAUAGGCCAGAUGCACCACUUGUUCUGCGUGGGAUAAGUUGCACAUUUGGCGGAGGGCACAAAAUUGGUAUUGUUGGAAGAACUGGAAGUGGGAAGACUACUUUGAUAGGUGCUUUGUUCCGUCUAGUGGAGCCUUCAGGUGGGAAGAUUGUAGUUGAUGGAAUAGACAUAUCGACUCUUGGACUUCAUGAUUUGAGGUCUCGUUUUGGAAUUAUACCUCAAGAUCCCACUCUUUUUAACGGAACUGUGAGAUACAAUUUGGAUCCUUUAUCUCAACAUACUGACAAAGAAAUAUGGGAGGUUCUUGGAAAGUGUCAGCUUGGUGAAGUUGUUCAGGAGAAAGAACUGGGCCUCGACUCAUUGGUUAUGGAUGAUGGUUCAAACUGGAGCAUGGGACAGAGGCAACUGUUCUGUUUGGGCCGUGCCCUUUUGAGGAGAAGCAAGAUAUUGGUUCUUGACGAAGCAACUGCAUCAAUUGACAAUGCAACUGACUUGAUUCUUCAAAGAACAAUCAGGACUGAAUUUGCUGAUUGCACUGUGAUCACAGUGGCCCAUAGGAUCCCAACCGUGAUGGAUUGCACAAUGGUUCUAGCCAUUAGUGAUGGAAAAUUGGUAGAGUAUGAUGAGCCGAUGAAUCUAAUGCAGAGAGAGGAUUCUUUGUUUGGGCAGCUUGUUAAGGAAUACUGGUCUCAUUAUCGGUCAGCAGAAUCAAUGGGUAAUUCUGAAAUGGAUCGGAAAGGAGAGGUAAAAGCUGUACAAGAUAGGAUGGAUCCUUUUGGCCUGCGCCCUUCCAGUAUUUCUGAUUUUCCCUACUAUUCCCAUUUUCCAUGGAUUGCAAGCCAAACCCAUCUGAUUCUGUCUGAACACAAUACAAAGAACUGUCAGUCAAACACGAUAAUAUUUCCAGAUUGUCAAAAACUGAAGAGUUCCGGUUUCGUGGUUCUGUCUGAACUUCAGUACCUUUGGAUUGUCCAGCUGAAUGCUUUUGAAUGCCUUUUUUGGACAAUGAUCAAAUUCCAGGGUGCUAAAGAUGGGCCCAUACAGAAUACGAUACCCAGCCACAAACUCAUAAGAUAUUUCUUAAUUGGAUUUUGUGCUGGAAUAAACAGUUUUGGGCAGAGAAAAAAUAAGGUCCUACCUAUUUGUCCCUCAAGACUUUGCUGGGCGAGCAGGUUAAGAAAAGAAAUGGAGGGCCUAUGGGCUAUGUUUUGUGGGGAAUCUGAUUGCUCAGCUGGUAUGGAAAGCCGUUGCAGCACUGACUUCAAGCUUGUAACACAACCUUCAUCUUGCAUGAACCAUGCGAUGAUUAUUGCUUUUGAUAUACUGAUAAUGGUCAUGUUCUUAUUCAAUGUCACUCGUAAGAAAUCAUCAAAAUCUGGAUACAUUCGAGCCCAUUUUCAUGGCAGUACGUGCUUGCAGAUUAUAUCCGCUGUUUUCAAUGGUGUUUUGGGAGUGAUAUACUUGUCCUUUGGUGUUUGGAUGCUGGUGGAGAUGUUGUGGUUGACCAACACUGUUUUGCCUUUGCAUUGGUUGUUACUAGUUUUGGUUCAGGGGUUAACAUGGUUGUUGGUGGGCUUAACCGUAAGCCUAAGGGGAAAACAUUUUUCAAAAGCUUCAUUGCAGCUUUUAUCUAUUCUUGCCUUCUUAUUUGCUGGAAUUGCUUGUGGUUUAUCCCUCCUUUCGGCCGUAAGUAUCCACGAAGUGUCCUUUAAGGUAGCUUUGGAUGUAUUGUCAUUUCUUGGAGCUAGCUUAUUGUUGCUAUGCACUUACAAGGGCUACACCUAUGAACAAAUUGAUGAUAUUUUAUAUGCCCCGCUGAACGGUGAGAUCAAUGGCAGCGGUAAAACUGAGUCUAUCGUCACUGUUACUCCUUUCUCAAAAGCUAACUUUUUCAGUAAAAUGUCCUUUUGGUGGUUGAAUCCAUUGAUGACAAAGGGCAAGGAGAAAACUCUUGAGGAUGAAGAUAUACCCAAAUUGCGCGAGGAAGAUCGAGCUGAAGCUUGUUACUUGCAAUUCACAGAACAAUUCAAUAAGCAAAAACGACUGAAUCCCUCAUCCCAACCGUCUGUGUUGAAGACACUAAUUUUAUGCCAUUGGAAGGAGAUUUUGGUGUCUGGAUUCUUUGCGCUGCUGACGAUAGUUACUGUAUCUGCUGGUCCACUGCUUCUUAAUGCGUUUAUUAAGGUAGCUGAAGGAAAAGAAAAUUUUAAAUCUGAGGGUCAUGUGUUAGCCAUCUCACUUUUCUUUUCAAAGAGCAUAGAGUCCUCAGCACAAAGGCAGUGGUACUUUCGUAGCAGACUUGUGGGUUUAAAAGUGAGGUCGUUAUUAACAGCAGUCAUUUACAAGAAGCAGUUAAAACUUUCCAAUACUGCUAAGAUGAUGCGCUCAGCGGGUGAGAUAACAAACUACGUUACUGUGGAUGCUUAUCGGGUAGGAGAGUUCCCUUUUUGGUUUCAUCAAACUUGGACAACUAGCCUCCAGCUGUGUUUUUCUUUGAUUAUCCUAUACCGUGCAGUAGGGCUUGCUACAAUUGCAUCCAUGGUGGUGAUAAUUCUGACUGUGCUUUGCAACACCCCUCUUGCUAAAUUACAGCGUAAAUUCCAGUCUAAGCUCAUGGCAGCCCAAGAUGAACGGCUGAAGGCUAAUCAAGAGGCUCUUGUGAACAUGAAGGUGUUGAAACUAUACGGGUGGCAAAGUCAUUUCAAGAAUGUCAUUGAAACCUUAAGGAGUAUCGAAUAUAAAUAUUUAUCAGCAGCUCUGUUAUGUAAAUCAUACAAUAACUUUCUCUUUUGGUCGUCUCCCAUACUAGUCUCAACUGCCACUUAUGCGGCAUGCUACUUUCUCGGAGUACCUUUAUAUGCUAGUAAUGUUUUCACUUUUGUAGCAACUUUACGUCUUGUUCGAGAGCCUGUGAGAUCCCUUCCGGAUGUAAUAGCGGCGACCAUUCAGGCAAAAGUUGCAUUCUCUAGGAUUGUGAAGUUUCUUGAGGCACCUGAGCUAGAGAAAGCAAAUAUUUGGCAAAACAGCAACAUAGAAACAAAAAGCUAUGCCAUUUCUAUUAAAUCUGCUAAUUUUUCAUGGGAAGUGAAUCCAUCGAAGCCCCCACUUGGAAAUACUAAUUUAGAAGUUAGACCUGGCGAAAAGUUGGCUAUAUGUGGAGAGGUUGGUUCGGGCAAAUCAACUCUUCUGGCUGCAAUCCUUGGUGAGGUUCCAAUUACCCAGGGAACUAUUCAAGUACGUGGGACUAUGGCCUAUGUGUCUCAAUCAGCAUGGAUCCAGAGAGGUAGUAUACGUGAUAAUAUCUUAUUUGGGUCUGCCUUGGAUGGUGAGAGAUACCAAGAAGCAUUAGAGAAGUGUUCCUUGGUGAAGGAUCUUGAGUUGCUUCCCUAUGGAGAUCUCACUGAAAUUGGGGAAAGAGGAGUUAAUCUUAGUGGUGGUCAGAAGCAGCGGGUCCAACUUGCUCGGGCACUGUAUCAGGAUGCUGAUAUAUAUCUCUUGGAUGACCCAUUCAGUGCUGUCGAUGCGCACACUGCUUCGAGCCUAUUCAAUGAAUAUGUUAUGGGAGCACUUUCAGCGAAGACAGUCUUACUUGUGACUCACCAAGUGGAUUUUCUUCCUGCAUUCCAUUCCAUUUUGUUAAUGUCGGAUGGAGAAAUUCUACACGCUGCAUCUUAUCAUCAGCUUCUGGCUUCCAGUCAAGAAUUUCAGGACCUAGUCAAUGCACACAAAGAGACAGCUGGCGCUGAAAGGCUUGCAGACGUAGCUCCUUCCCGGAAGUGUGAGACUCCAGUCAAAGAGAUAAGGAAGGCUCAUAUAGAGAAGAAUUCUAAAACAUCUGCAGGUCAUCAGCUGAUCAAACUAGAAGAGAGAGAAGUAGGAGACACUGGUAUCAAGCCUUAUAUACAGUACUUGAAUCAGAACAAAGGCUACUUGUAUUUCUCCAUGGCUAGUCUCUGUCACCUUGCAUUCGCUGUCGGUCAGAUACUACAGAACUCUUGGAUGGCUGCUAAUGUUGAUAAUCCUCACGUUAGCACAUUGAGAUUGAUAACUGUUUACUUGGUGAUUGGAUUUUUGUCAACAUUAUUUUUGCUCGGUCGAUCUCUGAAUACAGUUUCUUUGGGUAUGCAAUCGUCAAAAUCUUUAUUUUCACAGCUCCUAAACUCCCUCUUCCUCGCUCCCAUGUCAUUUUAUGACUCUACACCUUUGGGAAGGAUAUUGAGUCGAGUGUCAGUUGAUAUGAGUAUUGUUGAUAUUGAUAUUGCAUUUAGCUUUAUCUCCAGUGUGGGAGCGACCACAAAUGCUUUUGCUAAUCUUGCAGUAUUAGCUACUGUUACCUGGCAAGUCCUCUUUGUCUCCAUUGCAAUGAUGUUCCUGGCAAUUUGCUUGCAGAGAUACUACUUUGCGUCUGCAAAGGAGUUGAUGAGGAUUAAUGGCACGACCAAGUCUUUUGUGGCAAAUCAUCUUGCUGAAUCAAUAGCAGGAUCCGUGACGAUUAGGGCAUUUAAGGAGGAGGACCGAUUCUUCGUAAAGAAUCUUGACCUCAUUGAUAUAAAUGCAAGUCCCUUUUUUCACAGUUUUGCAGCAAAUGAGUGGUUGAUCCAGCGGCUUGGAGUACUGAGUGCAGUUGUUCUCUCCUCAUCAGCUCUCUGCAUGGUUUUGCUUCCUCCUGGAACUUUCAGCUCUGGAUUUAUUGGAAUGGCUUUGUCGUAUGGUCUAUCAUUGAACGUGUCCCUUGUCAACUCCAUUCGAAACCAGUGCACAAUUGCAAAUCAGAUUAUUUCCGUGGAAAGGCUGAACCAAUACAUGCACAUACCAAGUGAAGCUUCUGAAGUUAUAGAAGAGAACCGACCCCCAUUCAAUUGGCCUACUGAGGGCAAAGUGUUGAUUCAAGAUUUGCAGAUCAGAUAUAGGGCGGAUGCACCACUUGUUCUUCGUGGAAUAAGUUGCACAUUUGAAGGAGGGAACAAAAUUGGUAUUGUUGGAAGAACUGGUAGUGGAAAGACUACUCUGAUAUCUGCAUUAUUCCGUCUGGUGGAGCCUUCAGGUGGGAAUAUUGUAGUAGAUGGAAUAGACAUAUCAAGGCUUGGACUUCAUGAUUUGAGGUCUCGUUUUGGAAUCAUACCUCAAGAUCCCACUCUUUUUAAUGGAACUGUGAGAUACAAUUUGGACCCUUUAUCUCAACAUACCGACCAAGAAAUAUGGGAGGUUCUUGGAAAGUGUCAGCUUAGAGAAGUUGUUCAGGAUAAAGAGUUGGGCCUCAACUCAUUGGUUGUGGAAGAUGGUUCAAACUGGAGCAUGGGACAGAGGCAACUGUUCUGUUUGGGCCGUGCCCUUUUGAGGAGAAGCAAGAUAUUGGUGCUUGACGAAGCAACUGCAUCAAUCGACAAUGCAACUGACUUGAUUCUUCAAAGAACAAUCAGGACUGAAUUCGCUGAUUGCACUGUGAUCACAGUGGCCCAUAGGAUACCCACCGUGAUGGAUUGCACAAUGGUUCUGGCCAUCAGUGAUGGAAAAUUGGUGGAGUAUGAUGAGCCGAUGAAUCUAAUGAAGAGAGAAGGUUCCCUGUUUGGGCAGCUCGUCAAGGAAUACUGGUCUCAUUAUCAGUCUGCACAAGAAUCACAUUGAAGCAUAUUGUAACGCCAAAUGUUGCCGAUUUUCACGGCGUAAAUAGUCCAGUAAAAACUAUCCCGAAAUUGUGUUGGUGGCAAGUUGGAAACCUCUGAAUUGAAUCCGGAUGGAGGGGUAAAAGUUGUACAAGAUAUAUAGGAUGGAUGUUAUGAGAAAUUUUUGGGUGCCGGGUGGGUACCACGUGGCCAUGCCCACGUGGUGCCCGAACAGUCCAUCCCGGCCGUCCAAAAGCGUAUUGGAUGGCCCAGAUUAAAACACUCUCUCUUCCUUCAUCCCACCACUCUCUUUUCUCUUUCUCUCUCCAAAUCCAAGCCAUCCAAAACCGAAAUAGACGCCCUGAAUGCGCUGCUUGGUGCCCGCUCGACAUCCAAAAUUUUCUCAACAUUCAGGCUCCCGAUCGAAUGGAAAAGAUUGGUUCGUUUAUAACUAUUGUUUUAUAAAAUGUUUGUCUAUUUGGAAAUUUAU